Molecule: messenger RNA, 445 nt
Organism: Camelina sativa (false flax)
Lineage: Eukaryota; Viridiplantae; Streptophyta; Magnoliopsida; Brassicales; Brassicaceae
Source: RefSeq, a predicted model, not a curated record
ACCAAUUCUUGAUCUUGAAUCUCGUAGAGGGAGAGAGAGAGAUCAGGAUUCACAUUCUAUUCGUCUUACAAAAAUGAAACAGACCAAUCUCCUGCUAUGUAAAUUAUUCAUAGGAGCCUUGUUUUUGUUGGGCUCUGUUUUGGUUAAUGGGGAAGACCCAUAUAUGUUCUACACUUGGACUGUCACUUAUGGAACAAGAUCUCCUCUUGGUGUUCCUCAACAGGUCAUUCUUAUCAAUAAUCAGUUCCCUGGUCCUCCGAUUGAAGCUGUUACAAACAACAAUGUCGUUGUUAAUCUCAUUAACAAGCUUGACGAGCCAUUCCUCAUCACUUGGAACGGAGUGAAGCAGAGGAGGACAUCGUGGCAAGAUGGACUUACCAGUUUCAACUUAAAGAUCAAAUCGGCUAAAGCAGCUUAUAAGAUUUUCCCGUUGAAAUUCUCAUAA